AUGAUGAUGGAAGUUAUAAACAAUAAGAAUGAUGUUGUAGGAGAAGGUAUCCACAUACGACACAAGGCAGGCCGUCUUCCCCUUCAUCGUUGCUCUCGAUUUUUUUUUUUGCAAUCUCAUUCUCCUGGAAUAAUGCAUAACAAUGAUCUGGUGGAAGAAUCUGUUCGUCUCUACUUCUAUGAUGCAGGGAAUGCAGAUGCUCAUAAAAUAGUUUCUCUGCUUCAACAGCUCCAUAGUGUCAAGCUUCUUACACUUAACUUGCAGAUUCUCCAGCGUCUUUUUUCAAUAGAGGUGCAGCCCAGAUUUAGGAAUGUCAAACGGAGGAUGAGUAAAUCAGCGCGUUUUUCUUCAGGCAUGGAAGUAAGCCCAUAUAAAACUUGUGUGUUGGCGAAUGCAAAGAUAGUAAAGUUUGUACCAAGUAUUCAACAAAGUGUAUACUUGGAAAAAGUAACCACGUGUACUGAAAUAAAAAACUACGAUGAUAAUUCUCCAAGUUCCAUCUUCCCAAUGGUCUCACGUGAGGAGAUUAUAGUUAUGGGGGAUAUAGCAUUAGCACAGGUAUUUGUGAGACACCUGAGGAUAUUGGUAAAGGAGUGUAAAGCAAAUACAGAUAGUGAGACUGACAAGGCUCAUAUGGAUGAACAUGGCAAACCACAAGUCUGGAUGAUGCUCUGGGCGUGGCAAUUGCAAUGUAAUCUUAGGAAAAUGAUGGCAAUGCUUCAGCGAAGGGUAAUUGUAGAACUAGAGAAUUGUCGCAUGAUGACAUCGUUAAGGCGAAGAUAUAAAAUUAUGCAGAGGGGAUUAGAGACUCAUCCCAUAGUUACAUGGUUGGAGGAUAUGCGUGCAUUGUUUGAGCGCAUUCAACGGUUGAUAUCUCAGCUGUCUGCAUCAAAGAGCGAUGUGUUGCAACCAAUGUUUCUUAGUCUAUGUCUAGAUGCUGUCAUUCUCACUGAUAAUAUGUUGGGAUGGAUAUUGAAGACUGCAAACUCAACUCGAUAGACGAUGAGAUUAUAAGUUAUGGUUAAAUCAAAAGGGUCCUUGAGUUAGGAUAUCAUUAUUAAAUUUUACAAAUUACGUUAGAAAAUUAGAUCAGAUUGAAUCCUUUAAGCUUAAAGAAAUUACUUUUUAUAUACUUCAAUUCUUUUAGCAGCCUGCAGACUUUAAAAAAAAGUCUUUUUCUUGCAGAAUGCAGACGUUUGAUCCACCUCUUUUUCUGCAGAUGUGGUCCGCUGAUGCAGACGGUUUUGUGUUUUACCUUUUAAAAUACAAACAAUAUCUUAAGAUCUAUUUUUCUUCUACUGCUUCUGCC
Lactuca saligna is the source of this 1309-nucleotide messenger RNA. Lineage: Eukaryota; Viridiplantae; Streptophyta; Magnoliopsida; Asterales; Asteraceae. The record is from the annotation of a GenBank genome assembly.